AUGUCGGCCGGCUUGACGAAGUCGCUCCAGCUGGCCGACUACCUGGAGAAGCUGCCCGGUACAACGUUUAGAAAGCUGUACCUGAACCCCUCCACGGCAUUAUGCAUCUCAAGACGCAUGUUGUCGCCACUGGCCAAGACAUUUGUGACAAUGCUCCUAUACCUUCCCGGACCGAUACCAAUAGCAGACCUCGAGGCGCGCGUGAAGCCCGAGUACAAGAGAGCCAAAGAUCAUGCUCUCGCACAACUCCGAAGUCUACACAUGUUACAGAUGUCUGUUCCAACACAAGGCGCUCCGCAAAUGAUACAGCUCACGGCCAACUUUUCGAAGUCCUACCGCGAGGCCCUCGAAGGCAACGGAGCACCAGGCUCCUUCGGCGUGAUCUCUCCGCACCCGCGCUCACCCGAAAUCACGAUUGAGUCGAUCGAGAAACACGCACGCCAGAAAUGGGACGCCAUUUUACACUACAUUGUCAACAGCGUGACGCCCGGCUUCGUCGACAGCGGCGGUCCUAAGAACUCCGUCAAGGAGCUUCUCCUCGCGGGCCAGCUCGUCAAGCGCCAAGGCGGCAGCACCACAAUCACGCAGGCUGGCUUCACAUUUUUGCUGCAAGAAGAAAACGCGCAGGUCUGGACGCUGCUGUUGUUGUGGCUCGACGCGACCGACCAGCAAACGGCCAAGCAUACGGAUAUGCUCUCUUUCCUGUUCCAGCUCUCGAUCCUUGAGCUCGACGAGGUCUACGACACCGAAGCCCUCAGCAAAGAGCGCCAAGACAUGCUUCCGAGCCUCAUGGACUUUGGCCUAGUCUACAUACCCUCCCACAAACCCUUCCAGUACUUUGUCACGCCCCAAGCACGCGCCCUCACUAACGUAUCGACGGCGACGCGCACCCUGACCGAUGGUAUGAACGCCCUGUCUCAAUCCCAGGGCGGACCAGGCGACCAGACGAACGGCAUCAUCGUCGAGACCAAUUACCGAGUCUACGCGUACACAACGUCGCAGCUGCAGAUCGCCGUUCUCUCCCUCUUCUGCCACCUCUCCGUCAAGUUCCCAGGCAUGGUCUCGGGUCGUCUGACUCGCCAGUCCGUCCGCCAGGCCAUCGACUUUGGCAUCACAGCCGACCAGAUCAUCUCCUACCUCGCCGCCCACGCCCACGAGCAGAUGCACAGGCAGGCCGCCGCCGACGGCAAGCCCGUCCUCCCGCCCACCGUCGUCGACCAGAUCCGCCUCUGGCAACUCGAGAACGAGCGCAUGAAGACGACGUCUGGCUUCCUCUUCCGCGACUUUGACGACGAUGCCGAGUACAGGGAUAUCGCGCGGUUCGCCGACGAGAUUGGCGUGCUGGCGUGGCGGAACGAUCGGAAGCGCAUGUUCUUCGCGAGCAAGCAUGAGCAGAUCCGCGAUUAUCUCAAGCUGCGGAAGAAGGCGUAG
Molecule: messenger RNA, 1431 nt
Organism: Verticillium alfalfae VaMs.102
Lineage: Eukaryota; Fungi; Ascomycota; Sordariomycetes; Glomerellales; Plectosphaerellaceae
Product: RNA polymerase II transcription factor B subunit 2
Exons: 3
Coding region: 1-1431 (476 amino acids)
Biological process (GO): nucleotide-excision repair
Cellular component (GO): transcription factor TFIIH core complex; transcription factor TFIIH holo complex
Molecular function (GO): double-stranded DNA binding; ATPase activator activity
Source: RefSeq, a predicted model, not a curated record